AUGGCUUUUCGUGGUGAACGCUUUGUCCUGGACUUGGAUGAUGAAUCUGGUCCAGAGAUUCCUUCUCAAUCCCCAUUCUCUCUCGUAGGAGAAAUUCAAGAACGGGUUCCCUCCACCGCCAUUCCCCCGGCACCAAAACUGUCAACCUCAACUGGUUUCCCAGCACCUCGCCAGCGCAAGCCAUCCUCCUUCAAACAGCGACGAGCAAACCAGUCUACUGUCGCAGAUCCCACCCCAGCUCCACUGACCGCACCGACCGUUCAAGAUGACAAGCAAACUAUCGACGAGGAGAACCGCCGCCAUCUGGCGUCCAUGUCGGACGCGCAGAUUCAACGUGAACGUGAAGAGUUAAUGGAACAGAUGGACCCGGGCCUCCUUGAACGCUUCCUUCGAAGAGCAAAUAUUGAAGAGGAUACACUGACUGGUGACGAGACUGCCUCGCCGACACCUACAGAUGAAAAGUCCUCCAAGCCGAAGAAAUCGGUAUCAUUCGAUGUGCCUGACAUUGCACCCGUUUCAUCCAAAUCCACACCCUCAACUGCGCAACCCCACUCUUUACCAAAGCCUUCAUCGGUGUCUUUGCCGCCGCACCCCAGAAAUGAAGACCUUCCUCCAUCCGCACUUCCGAAAGACCUUCACCCCGCUUCUCAACGCCCCUCCCUCGACCCGGCAACCCUAGAAACCUUCCACUUCCCUCAGCCAACCAGGCCGAUGCCAGUGCUUGAUCCGUCUUCGCCUUCCUUCCUGGCAGAUCUACAGUCACAUUACUUUCCAGAGAUAGCGCAGGACCCUUCUACACUGUCCUGGCUCCAACCUCUCUCCGCCGACGAAGAAGACCCAGACUCAACAUCUGCCUACCACCCAGCCAGCAGUGCUAUCUCCUUGGCACCGUCAGCGGUCCGCUUCUCGCUAACAGGCACAAUCCUCGCCCCCGAGACUUCUCUUUCUCUGCCGACGACCAUGGGUUUACACCAUCACGGCGACGACCCUCAUGCAGCGGGAUAUACAAUCCCGGAGUUGGCCAUCCUCGCACGCUCGACAUUCCCCGCACAGCGAUGUAUUGCGUGGCAAGUGAUCGGCCGAAUCCUGUUCCGUCUUGGUCGGGCAGAGUUCGGAGAACGGGGUGGGCAGUUGUCUGAAGGGCUCUGGUUUGUCAUUGAGAAAGAAGGUGUUGUUGCCGGUAUGCUUGCUGAAGCGGAUGGCGAUGCUGGUCAGACUCUGGGCAGAAAUAAGAGCAAACCUUCUCAAGACCAAAAGAGUGCCGAGGAAAACCCUAAUCUCAUACCUGUUGCUUCGGGUGUUGGUCGUCAUGCUAGUGCUGCUGCUUGGGCCGUUGAGGGUAUCUGGUUGUGGCAGAAGGGUGGCGGUGGUGAUCGCGGCCUUCUGAAGGAGGGCCAGCACAGAUCGACCUAA
Messenger RNA from Penicillium soppii, 1413 nucleotides. RefSeq names its product RPAP1 family protein. The transcript has a single exon. The record is from RefSeq and is a predicted model, not a curated record. Lineage: Eukaryota; Fungi; Ascomycota; Eurotiomycetes; Eurotiales; Aspergillaceae. Bases 1 to 1413 code for a protein of 470 amino acids. Gene Ontology annotation, biological process: transcription by RNA polymerase II. Gene Ontology annotation, cellular component: nucleus.